This is a messenger RNA of Aspergillus novofumigatus IBT 16806, 1147 nucleotides long. Its product is annotated as sucrase/ferredoxin-like domain-containing protein. The record is from RefSeq and is a predicted model, not a curated record. The coding region runs from base 1 to 1065 and encodes 354 amino acids. Lineage: Eukaryota; Fungi; Ascomycota; Eurotiomycetes; Eurotiales; Aspergillaceae. The transcript has 2 exons.
AUGAGGCCACGAUUGACGAAUUGCCGCUCACUCAUAAGUGGGUGCGGCAAGACCACAACACCAGCUCGGUUCUUCUCUUCCCGCAUUUCCCACUCGAAUCUACGCGCUCCUCUCAAUAUACCACCACCUUUUCCUGUGACUGAGAAAUGUCCAGAACCAACCUGCUCAUGUCCUGCUACACCAGCUAUGCCCGAAGGGCUCACGAUCGACUUUGAUCAGCCAUUGAACGGAACAAUGGCAGCAUACACCCAGCAGGUCGUCAUCUGCACUGGCCAGAAAGACUGGGAGAGUCGCAUUGAGGACGCUGGCAAGGGUCAAAGCUGGGGAGAGCUAGUGAGAGGCUUGAAGAAGCUGAUGGGCCGUGGUGGGCGCUAUGCAGAUCCGUUCAAUAACGUCUUGGUUUCGAACUCAUCCUUUCCCUCUUCGUCCUCCACUUCUACCGCCUCGGCCUUUCUUUUCCCCGGAUUCAAAUACAUUCCUUCAAUCUCCGUGAAUGUCUCCGAGGAGCAGAAUGCGCAGACAGAUCUCGCAACGUUCGUCCAAGCCUUUCUUCUCCCGGAACAGCUCAAUUCUAUGCAAGAUUCCCUCCCCGAAUCCAAGCGGGCGAAAUUAACCCGCAAGCCUGAACUUGAGUCCAGUUUCCCAGGUGCCAUCGACAUUCAGUACUCUCCUGUUGUAUUGAUAUGCGGUCAUGGUGGGCGUGACAUGCGCUGCGGAGUCAUGGCACCUGUUCUAGAAAAGGAGUUCAGCCGCGUCUUACGUGCGCAGGGUUUCUCAUCCGCCGGAGGGGACGGCAAUACCGCUGACAGUCCCGAGCAUGCCCAUAUUGGACUGAUCAGUCAUGUCGGUGGUCACAAAUAUGCUGGAAAUGUGAUUGUGUACAUUCCUCCCGGGAUGAAGGCAGGUGGCUCCCCUCAUCCGCUGGCGGGUAAGGGUAUUUGGUAUGGACGGGUUGAACCCAAGCAUGUCCAGGGUAUUAUAGAUGAGACUAUAAUGAGUGGAAGAGUGGUACUUGAUCAUUUCCGGGGUGGCAUUGAUCGCAACGGUGACAUCCUACGAGUAUAGAGUUGAGUUGUCCAGGAUAUAGACUCUUCAGUCAGAUCACACGUGUAUAUAUAGAUGCUAGGAUAGAUCAUGAAUUGCCCAU